AUGUCCACAGCUACAGCCUCACCCAUCCUUUCUCACCUAGCCUCACCUUCAACGCACCAACAAACAUCCAGACCACGUCAUCCUGCCUCACCUCAAGCCUCGCCGCAACAGCCUGGAAAUGUGCUACGCAGUGGGAGCCCCAGGAGCGGGACGACGGUAGGUAUGGAUCUGGAUGGAGUGUUGAAGUCGUAUAAUGGAGACAUGAGGAAGGCUUUGGAAAGUUUAUUUGCGGAGAAGACCAGUUUGGUACCACAAAACACUCAACUCUGGAAGCUGAUCGAAAAACAACGUACCCAGACUUCUGGUCUCAUGGCAGAUUGUGAACGUCUCCGAACUGAGAGAGAUAAAGCAGUAUCCAGACUAGCUUCCCUAGGACUAGAAGCUCCAAUCAAGAAAAUGUCCAGCAGUGCAAGCAGCUCUUCUGCUUUUGGAUUAGGAAUACGAACCGAACCUCCUACUCCACCUCAGAUACGACGACAUAAUUCCGAUCGAGAUGAUACAGGUGCACGAGGAGUCCCUCCACCUCGCAGUGCUUCCGGAGCGGGACCCUCAGCAUCGCUUCACACUCCGACGUUACUCCCUUCACCUAUGUUGGAAGAAAUAAGACGUGAAAGUAGGAUGGUAUUUCCACCGGAAGUGACUUCAUUCAUGUCGCUCGCCGAUUCACCACAAGAAGCGACGCAUACCAUCCCUCCUCAGAAUCCAAGUCGAAACGCCAUCCCUGCUAGUGAAAGUCAAGAUCAAACUAUCAUCACUUUCGGUGAAAGUCAUAGUCAAAACAGUAUCCCCUCAAGUUCGAGCAAUCUCAAUUUGAGCCCUCCUUCUCAAUACUCUACAUCUCCAAGCGUUUCCAUGACGAGCGAUAUGACAGCUCCGAGCUCUAUGACACUCUCCACACUUGCCAGUACUGCCGAAGUGAAUGAAGAAUACGAGAAUGAUAUUCGUUCAACAGAACCGAGUAGAUUCAAUCAAAUGUCUAUUCAAAUGUUACAAACUCCAACAUUGGAACUUCCACCUCGAACGUCUAGUGUCAGAUCACUAACACCACCAACACAUCCCGUCGUUUUUCCCGAACCACAACCUCAUCCCAAAUCACCAUCAUUCUCACAAACCCAGACAAAUGAAAUUAAUUCACCUAGACAAUCAUACGAAACUUCGGCUAUAUUAACACUCUCUCUUCUUCCACAUGCUCGGAUAUCUAUACCUACCUCCAACAUCUUCCCUAAUCAACUAGGUAGAGACGUCCUCUGUUUCGUAGUUUCCAUCUCACUCCGUCCUCCAAACGCUCAACCUGUCAUGUGGUCCGUUGCUAAACUCUUCUCCGCUUUCAUAGACUUGGACCAGAAAGUAAGGUCUAAGAAUAAGAAAGGGAGAAAAGAAUGGAAAAAUAUGGUAGCUCCACUUCCAGAUGGGAAAGCUUGGAAGGAUUUCGCUCCGAGUAAAAUCGAUCAACGUAAAGCGGCUUUGGAGGCUUAUUUACAGAGUUUGUUGGUGGCUCCGUUGAGUGAUAAGUCUGAUCUGUGCGAGUUUCUGUGUACAGAUCCGGUACAGGAGAGGUUGAAUGUGGAACGGAAAGAGGGUUAUUUGACAAAGAAGGGGAAGAACUUUGGAGGUUGGAAAACUAGGUAUUUCGUCUUGGAUGGACCGGUAAUGGAAUAUUACGAAGCGCGUGGUGGACCUCAUCUGGGAAGUAUCAUCAUCACCAACGCUCAAAUAGGACGUCAAAACCGACCCUCGGAUUCCACAGACGACCGCGAUUUCCGACAUGCCUUCUUAAUCAUUGAAAUGGGCAAGAAAGGGAAUACCCAACGACAUGUGUUAUGCGCUGAGAGUGAUAUCGAACGUGAUUCAUGGAUAGAUUUCCUUGUUCGACAAGUUGAUCCUGUACCACCACCAGCACCUUCUCAACAACUAUCGGCCGCAAUGUCUUCUACUCAACUCCCACCCCGUCGACGUAGCGUUUCUAUCAAGAAACAAUCCAAAGAUGUCGUCGUCACUGCCGCACAACCGAUAUCAUCAAUGACCAGUUCGGAUUCUAAAUUUUCCAACGUUCCUUCUCCUAGUUUAUUCAACAGUAUGGAAUCUCAAAAAUCUCUUCAAGCUCCUCAACCACCUGGAAUGUCAAAUCGAUCCGUUUCUUCUGGUUCUCCUACUUCUCUUCCAUCAUAUUCUUCUGAACCUCUCCAACCUUCACAAUCACAAGCUUCAUCUCAAUAUCCUGAUAACUCUUCAAUCUCUUCUGUUGAACCUAUCACCCAAACACAAACGCAAACACCUACUCCUCGAAACCAAAAGAGACAAAGUGUCAUGCCAAUCAAACAACCAUACACAGCUUCAUACCUUAACAGUUUAUCAGCUAGUGGUUUACCUCCACCACAAGAAAAAGAAAGAGAUCGUAAAGCUAAAUCUGGACGUUUUUGGCAAUCUUUUGGUAAAACACCAGAAAAACCAUUCAGACCUGUAUUUUCAGUCCCAUUAUCAGAUUCCAUUUCCGUCGCUUCGGUAGCAGGUUUACCUGCUAUCGUUUUCAGAUGUAUAGAAUGGCUAGAAAUCAAAUCAGCACAAGAUGAAGAAGGUAUUUAUCGUUUAUCAGGUUCAUCAGCGGUCAUAAAAGGUUUAAAAGAAAAAUUUGAUAUUGAAGGUGAUUUAAACCUUGUUCAACAAGAUGAAAAUUGGGAUCCACACGCUAUUGCCGGAUUACUUAAAACUUAUUUAAGAGAAUUACCUCAAUCUGUUUUAACGAGAGAAUUACAUAGUAGAUUUUUAUCAGUAAUGGAUUUGAUUGAUUCGAAUUCAAGAGUAAUGGAAUUAAGAAGAUUAGUAACGGAUUUACCAUCAUCGAAUUAUAUUUUAUUAAGAGCUUUGACGGCACAUUUGAUUUUGAUAGUGGGGAAUUCUAUGAAGAAUAAGAUGACUUUGAGGAAUAUUGGGAUUGUUUUUUCACCCACUUUGGGUAUACCGGCAGGGAUUUUCUCAGAGUUGGUUUGUCAUUUCGGACAGAUUUUCGAUGAUGAGCCUAUGGAGGGGGAGGGGUUGGACGACAAUGAAGGUAAGGAAGAAUUAGGGUAUAGAGAUGUACAAGGUAAUGAAGAGGGAGAAGAAGGGACGAUAAAGAGGAAUAGGAAUAGUUUGUUAUAUCAAGCUUCGGGAGCGGAUCGGUUGUUGGGAUUGCAGGGUAGAAAUUUAGAUCCAGGUGAGUGA
Messenger RNA from Tremella mesenterica DSM 1558, 3201 nucleotides. RefSeq lists its product as uncharacterized. The transcript is spliced from 6 exons. Gene Ontology annotation, molecular function: phosphatidylinositol binding. The record is from RefSeq and is a predicted model, not a curated record. Bases 1 to 3201 code for a protein of 1066 amino acids. Lineage: Eukaryota; Fungi; Basidiomycota; Tremellomycetes; Tremellales; Tremellaceae. Gene Ontology annotation, biological process: signal transduction; regulation of GTPase activity. Gene Ontology annotation, cellular component: cytoplasm.